CAAGGGGGUGCUGUUUCAAACAUAAGAUCUUAUGGGUCCCAGCCUGUAGGCAUCUUUUACUCCAACUCCCUGCAUAGAUCAUUUAAUUCAUUCCAGGUGACAUUGGCUGGCAGAUUCUGGAUGAGAUGUUUGCUGUUGCUUUCUUCCUGUUGUCUUUAAUGACUUGUCAGCCUGCGGUAACCAUACAGGAGAAGGUGAACCGCAGAGUGAGCCGGGCUGCUGAGACUUUCAACCCCACAGCAGUUGACUGCCAGCUAGGUAGCUGGUCAGAGUGGACUGAAUGCUUUCCAUGCCAGGAGAAAAAGUACCGAUACCGGAGCCUGCUGCAGCCAAACAAGUUUGGGGAAACCAUCUGCAGUGGUGAUGUCUGGGGUGAGACGAGCUGUCACAGAGCCACAGCUUGUGUAACUCAAGCACAGUGUGGACAAGAUUUCCAGUGUAAGGAGACAGGUCGCUGCCUGAAACGCCACCUCGUGUGUAACGGAGACCGGGACUGCUCUGAUGGCUCUGAUGAGGACAACUGUGAUGAUGUCAGGGUCCCUGAAAACGACUGCAGCUUGUAUGACCCAAUUCCAGGGUCUGAGAGGGCAGCUCUUGGGUAUAAUAUCCUGACCCAGCAAGAAACUCAGAGCGUGUAUGAUGCCACGUAUUAUGGGGGCCAGUGUGAGACGGUAUACAAUGGGGAGUGGAGGGAACUUCGAUACGACCCUGCCUGUGAGCGUCUCUACUAUGGAGAUGAUGAGAAGUACUUCCGGAAACCCUACAACUUCCUCAUGUACCGUUUUGAAGCCCUGGCAGACACUAGUUUCUCCUCAGAGUCUUAUGAGGAUACAAAUGAACUUUUAACUAAACUAAAAAACGACCUGUCUCUGUCAGGUGGGUUGACCGUUGGUGUGGGCCUCUCACGCGUUCCGGUAACAGUGGAUGUAGGUGUAUCUGGAUCAUAUGCCUCUUCGUUCUUGAAUCAGUUAAACAAGUACAACGAGAAGAAAUAUGCCUUCAUCAGAAUUUUCACAAAGGUGCAGACUGCUCAUUUUAAGAUGAGGAGGGACAAUAUUAUGCUAGAUGAAGGAAUGAUGCAGUCAAUAAUGGAGCUUCCGGAGCAGUACAAUUAUGGCAUGUAUGCCAAGUUCAUCAAUGACUAUGGCACCCAUUACAUAACAUCUGGAUCAAUGGGUGGAAUUUUUGAGUAUUUCCUGGUGAUUGACAAAGAAAAAAUGAAGUCAACUGAAAUUACCUCUGACAGUAUCCAGAAAUGCUUUGGAGAGUCUGUGGGCAUUACUUACGCCUUUUCAAAAAGCACAGAUAUUGAAGGAGGUUUAUCAGUCAAACAAUGUGAAAAAGAUGGAAAUGCUUAUUCUUAUUCCAACUUAAACAACAUGGCUGUGAAAGAUGUCAUUUCUCGGGUGCAAGGUGGCAGUUCUGGCUGGGGUUUUGGCUUGGCUCACAACACAAGCACCAUUUCGUAUCGUUCCUGGGGGAGGUCGUUAAAGUAUAGUCCUGCUAUUAUUGAUUUUGAGAUGCAGCCUGUCUACGAGCUGCUGCGGCACACGACCCUGGGACCCCUGGAGGCCAAACGCCGGAACCUGCAGCGGGCCUUGGAUCAGUACCUGAUGGAAUUCAAUGCCUGUCGCUGCGGGCCCUGCUUCAACAAUGGAGUGCCCAUCCUUGAAGGCACCAGCUGCAAAUGUCAGUGUCCCCUGGGUCGCAUGGGCCUUGCCUGUGAGAAAAUGGCGCAAAAGGGAGUCAAGGCAGAGGGUCACUGGGGAUGCUGGAGCUCCUGGUCUGCUUGCACAUCAGGCACUCAGGAAAGGAGGAGAGAGUGCGACAACCCCCCACCUAAGAAUGGAGGCACCCCGUGUCCGGGGCGGAGAGUGCAGACCCAGGCUUGCUGAGGACCUCUGGGCACAGGCUGGGACACAUGCAAAGGAUGCCACCACCUGCACUGACCACUGGAUAGCGACUGCGAGAAAUGUCAAUCACCAUGGACUUCUUCUUUGUCCUGCCAGCUCCAAGGCCUAUGACCAGGCUGUGCCAUCUGCAACCGUUUUAUUCCCCCAGAAAACUCAGCCAUCCAUGAACCAGGUGUUGAGUGAGUGUUAACCAGAUCCUUGGUCCUGCUCACAGCACUUUGGAUCAUCCAAAAACAAAAAGAGAGAGAGAGAGAGAGAAAUCUCAACCCAUGUCUUGGAGGAGGUUAGGAGUACAAAGCAGGAAGAUGCUCUUGAAACAUUCAAAGGCCAAUAAAACAAAGUUUGAUGAGAAUUAUCUUGGUUCUUUGAUACUAAUAUUUGUUCAAUCAUAGAAGGAUUAUUAGUAAGAUAAGCAGAUAGUGAAAUAAUGAGAAAAAAA
Pteronotus mesoamericanus is the source of this 2352-nucleotide messenger RNA. RefSeq names its product complement C8 alpha chain (gene C8A). The coding region runs from base 126 to 1895 and encodes 589 amino acids. The record is from RefSeq and is a predicted model, not a curated record. The transcript is spliced from 11 exons. Gene Ontology annotation, biological process: complement activation. Gene Ontology annotation, molecular function: protein binding. Gene Ontology annotation, cellular component: membrane attack complex. NCBI's taxonomy places the organism in Eukaryota, Metazoa, Chordata, Mammalia, Chiroptera, Mormoopidae.